AUGGCGACGAGCGAAUCCUUGUCCUCGCCCAAGGUUGUCUUUGGGGUCCAACAUUUGUCCGAAAGUGGCAUACAAAAGAUCCCGGAGGUCUUUGUGAGGCCCCCCUCAGAAAGGCCGAAUUUCAAAGGCGAUGCUGAUGUUGUAGUAGAAAUUCCGGUUAUUGACAUGAGUGAAUUAUUGCAUUCUAGUACGAAGGAAAAGGCGAUGGCGAUGUUGGAUAAGGCUUGUAAGGAAUGGGGUUUUUUUCAACUAGUGAAUCAUGGAGUGAAUAGUGAAUUGAUGAGUCGUAUGAGGGAGACAUGGAUCGAUUUCUUCAAACUAUCGGUCGAGGAGAAGCGCAAAUAUGCGCCGGACCCGAUCACGAAUGAAGGGUACGGUAGCCGAGUUGGUGUGAGUAAGAAACAGACAAGUGAUUGGGGUGACUAUUUCUUUCUUCAUUGUUUUCCUGAAAAAGCUCGAAAUCAAGAGAAAUGGCCCUCUUUGCCUCCUUCCUUAAGAGAACUGAUAGUAGAGUAUUCUGAACAAGUAUACAAACUGAGCCAAACCAUACUGAAAAUGUUCUCAAUAAACUUGGGGCUAGAAGAGUCGUACAUUCCCGACGCUUUCGGCGGCGACGAAUUAGUCGCAAGCAUGCAAGCAAACUAUUUCCCAAAAUGCCCCCAACCCGACCUGACAUUCGGGCUCUCCCGCCACUCCGACCCCGGGGGGGUCACUUUCCUCAUCCCCGACUACAACGUUAAAGGCCUACAAGUCCGGCGCGGCGACAAAUGGAUCACCAUAAACCCCAUUAAUGGCGCAUUCAUCGUCAAUUUAGGCGAUAAGCUCGAAAUUAUAUCGAAUGCGAUUUACAAGAGCGUGGAGCAUAGAGUAUUUGUGAAUUCAUUACAAGAGAGGUUCUCACUUGUCAUUUUCUUUAACCCUAAGUACGAUGUGGUCAAUAAACCAGCAGAUGAGCUCGUGACAGAAGAUCGGCCAGCCUUGUAUUUGCCCACAACCUUUCAAGAUUACAAGAAGUAUAUUAUGAUCAAGGGAGCUCAGGGGAAGUCUGAAUUGCAAGUAUUGCAGAAGAAGAAUUGA
Messenger RNA from Andrographis paniculata, 1077 nucleotides. RefSeq names its product jasmonate-induced oxygenase 4-like. Lineage: Eukaryota; Viridiplantae; Streptophyta; Magnoliopsida; Lamiales; Acanthaceae. The transcript is spliced from 2 exons. The record is from RefSeq and is a predicted model, not a curated record. Bases 1 to 1077 code for a protein of 358 amino acids.